Diorhabda sublineata is the source of this 5287-nucleotide messenger RNA. Its product is annotated as rho crystallin-like. The transcript is spliced from 5 exons. The record is from RefSeq and is a predicted model, not a curated record. Bases 3957 to 4631 code for a protein of 224 amino acids. Lineage: Eukaryota; Metazoa; Arthropoda; Insecta; Coleoptera; Chrysomelidae. Gene Ontology annotation, molecular function: oxidoreductase activity.
UUUGCUGAAAAUUGCGAAAAAAUCAUUUAUUGACCUUUUACCUUGAAUAAAUUUUUUUCUGUACACGGAAUUUAUGUAACUUUAAAUAUCUGAAUUGAACGGAUUAUAACCGCCUGUAGCUGGUAUCACUAGGAGGUCUGUGUAGGAAGCAAAUACAUUUUUUUGUCGUUUGAGUCGAUGUUUAAAACUACAUAACAUCGAAUUCUGAAAAACCCUCCAGACCAACCUCAACUCGGAGAUCCGAACGGAACGCAAUUUCAACUCCAAUAUAUUUUGAUGUAAAAGUUGCGAUCUUGUUAUUUUUUUUUCUUUUUUCUCACCCCAUAAACCGGGAUUAUUAUUUCUAUAAGUGAUGAAUUGUUAUGAAUAAAAGUAGUUCUCAAACACAAUCCAUGGUAAUAUCAAAAAUUGGCAGUAGAUAGCGGAAUAAUACACCAGGUAUCAAGAUUCAAUUACCUGGGAGUGAAUAUAUCCAGUGAAAGAAACCUAACAGAGGAGGCACGAACACAAGCUAUGAAAGCAUCAAAAGUCAGCGGCUGUCUGAAGAUAUAGUGUGGAGAAACAAAGCGAUGAGCUCCGGAUCAGAAUCUAUAAAACGUGUGUGAGACCUAUUCCCACAUAUGCCUCAGAAACCAGAACCGAGACAUCAACAACAAAACGUAUAAUGAGAAUCACAGAGAUGUCGAGUAAGAAUUGGACGUGCAGGAUGUGGUGAGAUGGAUCAGGGCACGAAAAAGAUUCUAGGGAACACCUAGAAAGAAUACCAGAAGACAGAUGGGCAAAGUGGACUAAAACUCAAAGACUGAACACACGCAGACCUGUAGAGAGACCAGGAAGAUUCAAGACGAGGGCCAAACGUACAGGAUUGAACCUGGUCCUAUUAAAAGAGAAAGAAGAAGAAAAGUAGUUCAUAUGUAACGUAAUAUGUAAAAGUAGUUUACGAUAUAAGUAUCUAUCCCUAAAUGGCAGCGCCGCACCAUGUUUAUUUCAAACACUCAAAACCACGCGGCUCCAUAGAAAUUGGACUCAUUUUCAACCUCACCUAUAACCUUUUUAAGUCUAGUUCAUUAUCAUAACAAUAGGAGUUAGCAUAUGUAAAGUAUGAUGCAAUUUAUGUGUGUCAUUCUUAUUGUGAAUGUCCAACUUGGUAUAGUACAUAAAAGUUCAAAAAUGUCAUUAACUAUGUUAAAUGAUGUGAAAAUUCCUCUAAUCGGAUUAGGAACGUGGCAGGUAACUCGAGUUAUAUUUUCGAUGUCCGAAAAUUUAUUAAACUAUUAUAAAGUUUGAAUGAACAGAAAUAAUUUCAUAAGCGAAUUAACUACAAUUCGUUAUUUUAUUAUUUACCACAAUCCUAUUUAUAAUAAAAUAAAGUGCUGACAGCUGUUUAUGUAACUUGAUCCUUAUGCGCCUUAUUUUUUAGAAAGAUCUGGAAUUUUUUUUCAUGUAACUCUCGAGUUUUUUUUAACUAGUUUUCUAAAGUUUAUCAUUAAAAAAUUUAUUGCUUGUGGGAUUAUAUUCAUCAUUCAAAAUUAGGCUUCAUACAUUUUUUUAUGGAAACGUGCAAUACAAUAUUUAAUUUCCAGAAUCAGUGAAUUAUUCAAAAGUAUAGAUACACAACAUUACAGAAAAAAUUAAUCCUAAAUCAAAUAUAACUGAAACAAUAAUGAACUGAGAUUUCCGGUUCAAAGUCAGUAUAUAGCUGUAUAGUGAAGGUCAAAUUAUUCUUAAAUAAAAAUUUUGUGAGCAAUAAAGUAUGUGGCAACCGUGGCUUCAAGAUCAACCAUCAACAAGUCGAUUUGCAAAUUCGGUAAAUGUCUUACUAGAGCACAGUACAGGUAGAGGCACAGCAGUUCAGAAGAGACGGCAACAGUGCGUUAAUUUUGUCCAGUUUAUAAUCGCUCAUCUACUAUGGGUGCAGUAAUGAAUAAAAAUAUACGUUAAGUCAUAUGGGAAUUUGUGGAUUGAUAAUUACGAUUUCAUAUUGAUAGCAACUCAUAAAUUUGAGUGGGAUUUGUUGAUAUAAUUCUUGUGUUUUUAUGGGGUGGUUUUUAAGCCGCCUGGGAAACGUGGUUCUAUGUCGAUGACAUAGCCGCUUGUCUAGUAUCAGAACCAAGUUUUGGCAGGUGAGAAACUAAGAAAUUCUACAUGAAACUGCACUGAGAACGAACAAAAGUUCAUGUGCUUAUAAACACUUCUCUUUAUUGAACUAGCAUACAAGUCUUGGGACAGAUUUUUACAAUGUUUUAAAUGUUUUAAUCUAUUUAACAUGUAUUGCCAUGUUUACCAGUAUCAAGUUAUCAAGUAAGUAUUAAAAAAAAUUUUUAUUACUCCAUAAUUAUUAACCAUUUGUUCGUUACAAGAAAUGCUUGAGACUUUUUCUUCUGAAGACUAGGUACUAAAGUCCAUCACUCACUAAAGAUCUUGAAUAGACACACAUGCUAAAAAACUGUGUUCCUUGGGCAUUAGGAACAAUGCUCAUAGUGAUCUACAAUGAGACAAAGAAGGUAAAACUAUGAGGUCUUUCAAUAACUUCUUAUAGCUCCUCUUGUUUUGUGGGGCGAGAAUUCCUUUUGUAAAUUUCGUUUUUCGAAACCAUUGUUGAAUUGUGGUGAGGACAGAACAAUUAUCAUGCUGGUAAAUAAAAUCGUUUCCAUUUAAAUUAAGGUCUUCCUAUGGUGUUUCAAUAACUUCUUAUAGAUCCUCUUAUUUUUUGGGGCGAGAAUUCCUUUUGUAAAUUUCGUUUUUCGAAACCAUUGUUGAAUUGUGGUGAGGACAGAACAAUUAUCAUGUUGCUAAAUAAAAUCUCCAUCAUAAGUUGUAUUUAGGAAUACCUUCAUACCAAUUCUCCAACAAACGUCAGACCUAUUGAUACCCAUGCAAGUCCAAACAUUUACUAAAAAUUUUUUUUAUUUCCAUCAAUAUAUUGCAUGACUUGAAUGUUUUUUUAUCUGUGAAGACCAUUCUUUCCCGAUCUCGUUACACAUAAUUGUGCAAACACAACUCUGGAUUGCUUACAUUCAUUUGAAAGCGAUGCUUUCCUAGAACUUGCACGGUUUUUCAAAUACUAAGCUUUAAUUGUCUACGUUCCGUAGGACGGGAUCCUGGAAAGUUUGUUGCAAAUACAGCAUUAGAAGCCGAUUCGAAGAGAUCUUCUCUUCAAAAAUUAAUCAAUGCAAUAUCUUCUGCGUCAAUUGAAAUUUUCAUUUAUCCAGAUCCAACCUUUCGAUGCAAGGUUCCGUCUUGUUUCCAUCGCUUCUUCACUCAAGCUAAGGUACUCGCAUUAAGACCCACGUGAGUUGCUAGUCUUCCGAUAGACCAGCCAUCUUCUAAUUUGACAAUAAUGGCAGCUUUCUGAAUUUUAACUCAAAUUAAUUAUUGAAUUAUUUGUCACUGACAAUGACAGUGACAUAGUGGGGGCAAGAUCAAAAUUGAUUUGAUUGAUGUAAUGGCGCUGCUUUCACGAAUUCACUUAAUGUAGUGGAAACUAUAAAAGAAAUGAUGGGAGGUUCCAUCUAUUGAAUAACCAUUGUUUUAAAUGUUUCUGAAAGAUAGAAGUAGCAAUUACUAUACUCUUUGGAAGGUGGUACCAUGAUUAGAAACAACAUAAUGGUAUAAAUAGGGCAGAAGCUGACAAUAAAGUAUACAUAACUUACAUAAUUGAGUCAAACAAUUGAAGCAAUCAAAUUCAAUGAUUUUUUGUUGUUUUAGUGUCUAGAUGAAAAAGAGUUAACAAAUGCAUUAAACAGUGCUUUGGAAAUUGGAUAUCGGCAUAUUGAUACUGAAAAUACUGAAAAGUAUUGGAAGAAUGGUUUAAAUCUGGAAAGUUAAGAAGAGAAGACAUAUUUAUAACUACCAAACUCUCAUUCUAUAAUAAUGAUCCGAAUUUAGUUGCAUCCUGUUUAAAAGAAUCGCUAACAAAGUUAAGAUUGGAUUAUGUUGAUCUAUAUUUAAUACAUAUGCCAAUUUAUAUUAAAAAAGAUGAGAACGGUCAACCUAAUCAAUUAUUACCCACAGAUUUAAUCGGUCUUUGGAAGAAAAUGGAAGAACAAGUUGAUGCUAAGAGGACCAGAACCAUCGGUGUAUCUAAUUUCAGCAUUGAACAAAUAGAGAGAAUUAUGCAAAAUUCUAGAAUAAAACCAGCGAAUACUCAAAUCGAAAUGCACAUCUAUAACCAACAGAAAGAAUUACGAGAAUACUGUGACAAAAAUCACAUUGUUAUUGUGUCUUAUGCCACCUUAGGAUCUCCGAAUUCUUCGCAAUAUUUCAAAGAAAUUGGCAGAAAAAUAGACAGAGAGCAUUUCAACAUACCCAACAUCCUUGCAGAUCCAAUUGUUACAAAAUUGGCUCAAAGAUAUAAAAAAAGUACAGCUCAAAUUGCACUAAGAUAUGUAACACAAAAAAACGUUGUUGUUAUCCCCAAAAGCGUUAAGCCCGAGAGAUUGAUAGAAAACUUCAAUAUUUUUGAUUUCAAACUGGACAUCGAGGAUUUGAAAGCUUUGGAAAGUUUGGAUAAAGGGGAGGAAGGAAUAUUAUUUUUUUGGACACAUAUUACACCUAAAAUUAUCCAUCAUCCAGAAUUUCCUUACAAAAAUACUAGGAGAUGUUUGGAAAUGUCCUCAUCCUUUAUUUAGAAGUGUAGUGUUUCUAAAAAAUCAAUUAAUAAGUUAAUUGUAAUCAGAAAUUGCUAAUACUAUGGCAAAAUAAAUAUUUUUAAAGCAUGGGAAGAUUUGAAAAAAAUCUUGAACAAAAGAUGAAGGAGUUGACGUUUCAUAUUGUGUUUAGUCGUUUUCUACUUAUUUGUAAUAUAUCAUUCAAAUUUAUAGCUCACCCCCGAAGAUUAUUGAAAAAAAUUAUUAAAAAUUGAAUUUUUUGUCAUUAAAUUGAAAAAUUUCUAACAAAAAACAAGUUUUAUAAGUAGUCUAUUAUUCUAAGAUAAAAAAAAAUAUUUUUUGUGAAUAAUCUUUAUACAACUUAAUGAAUGGAAUGUAUUUCUAAGAUUAGGCUUUAUAUAUGAUUCAAGACAUUAAAAAUAGAAAAGUGAUACGAAACAUUUUAUUAGAAAUUUUCAAUUUAUACAUUUUUUUUAAGACUUUUUCUAAUAUUUUUUCAUGUUUUUGGAAUAUUCCGAAUAGUUUUUGGGAUAAUUGUUGAAAAUUUGUACCCCCAAAUGAAAUACAGCAUUUUAAAACUAUUCACGUGUUAAAAUAAAAAUGAUUACAUUAAUUAGUAAAAUGAUUAUAAUUGUAAGUUAUACGAUUUGGUAUUGAAACAAUAAAUAAAAAAUAAA